Sphaeramia orbicularis (orbiculate cardinalfish) is the source of this 2572-nucleotide messenger RNA. RefSeq names its product ATPase H+ transporting V0 subunit b (gene atp6v0b). The transcript is spliced from 8 exons. Bases 177 to 812 code for a protein of 211 amino acids. Lineage: Eukaryota; Metazoa; Chordata; Actinopteri; Kurtiformes; Apogonidae. The record is from RefSeq and is a predicted model, not a curated record. Gene Ontology annotation, cellular component: proton-transporting V-type ATPase, V0 domain. Gene Ontology annotation, biological process: proton transmembrane transport. Gene Ontology annotation, molecular function: proton-transporting ATPase activity, rotational mechanism.
GUCGAGCUGGAUCAGCUGACAUCACGCAGCUUCUCCUUUUGAUGCUCUUCAGGCUUCCCUCCUCCAUCGACCGAUAGAGAAAACAGUAAUAUUCCCUUUCCGUAACCUUACUGGCGUCAAAUUUUAGAUUUGAGCCAAAGAACCCUUGCUAAUCUAGCAGGAAAACCACCAGAUAGAUGCUACUAGAGUGGAUGAUGAACGGACACGCCAUUCUUUAUACGGGGGUCACUUUGGCCUUCUGGAGUACCAUACUAAUCGUCGGUAUUUGCUAUACAAUUUUUGACCUUGGAUUCCGAUUUGAUGUGGCAUGGUUUCUGACAGAGACCUCUCCUUUCAUGUGGGCCAACCUUGGCAUUGGUCUGGCCAUAUCCCUGUCUGUGGUUGGGGCAGCCUGGGGGAUCUACAUCACAGGCUCAAGCAUCAUUGGUGGUGGUGUCAAGGCUCCACGAAUCAAAACCAAGAAUUUGGUCAGCAUCAUCUUCUGUGAAGCUGUAGCAAUUUAUGGAAUCAUUAUGGCGAUUGUCAUUAGCAACAUGGCUGAGAGCUUCAGUGGAACAACCCCUGAGACCAUCGGGGCAAGGAACUACCAAGCUGGUUACUCCAUGUUUGGAGCCGGUCUGACUGUGGGCUUUUCCAACCUCUUCUGUGGCAUCUGUGUGGGCAUUGUGGGCAGUGGAGCAGCGCUGGCAGACGCCCAGAACGCCAGCCUCUUUGUGAAGAUCCUCAUUGUGGAAAUCUUUGGCAGUGCAAUCGGCCUGUUCGGAGUCAUUGUAGCCAUUCUGCAGACAUCAAAAGUAAAGAUGGGAGACUAAAAGAUGCAUCGCAAGCAGAGAAGAUACAAUAGACCCUGCUGGAAAAUAAGAUGGAUUAUUGUGUAAAUACAUCGUAAAUUAUUUAAAUGUCUCUAUUUGCCUGAGAUUGUUUUUAACUAACAUUCACACAAGAGUGGUCUGUGCACAUCCUACUGUCUUUUCGAGAGGCACGGAUGUGGAAUCCGAAUCACAGCAGAAAUGUUUUAAAGGAUUGUAUGCGAUGAUCGCUUUCCACAAGUUGGGAAUAUUAGGAUUAGUCUCACGAUAAAUUGCAGCUGUCACUCAGAUUUCAGGACAUUUUUCGACUAAUCUUGGUGAAUGAUUAGUUAAAGAUUACAACUAGAGUAUUUGGAAAUAUUUGUGUGUAUGUGUGUGUGUAUGCUGGACAUGUGAUUCUAAUUUUUUUUUUUUUUCUUUUUCCUGUGAAGCAUGAGGGUGUUUACCAUUGUGUUUACUGUAGCCUGGUCUGUCAUCGUUUUUCUUUUUUGUUUUUCUAAUUGUUCUCUAAUAAGCAAGUGGUCCUUAAUCCACACAGUGGCCCAGAUACAGUAUUUAUCAAAGCCUGCAGAAGUAACAGAGUCUCUGAAGUUUUCGUAUUUUAAGAAGCGAAACAGAGUCGCAUCACAGCAGCAGAUCUGAUCUAAAUAUGUCACUCUGUUGUUCAUCUCCUCUAUUAUAGCGUAGAGUUGUAGUUCCCAAAAACGUUAUGGCGUUGACACGAUCAUCUGAAAGGUACCGUCUUGUUAACAAAGCUGCCUCGCCGCUCUGAGAUCUCACGUACUUUUAACAAGAUCAUCACACUUUUUUUAAGCGGUUAUAUUAGACUUGAAAUAGCAGCAUCAGCAUUGGUAGUACCAUAGUGUGGACACCCAGAAUAUUAUUGUUCUAAUCGAACACACAGCAAAUGACUAGCAUCCAAAGAAAUAAAGAUGACACUAACAACAAGAACAGCAUUAGAGUAUCAAACAUCUCAUAGCUGCAUUUUUUUUUUUUUUUGAUUGUCCUUAUUUUAUAAAAGUUCACAUUCUGUCUCCACAUUUUAUCUGUUGUAAUAAAACUGUCUUGUUGUGUGCGUCACCAGGUUAUUUUCUAACAUUCCUUCAUGUAUGGGUGAUGUGCAAUUUGAGUAGUGGAUAAAUUAGACUUGCUACUUCAUAACAAAGCCAUCGUUAAAGCUUUGUACGUGUGUGUUUGUGUGUCUGGUGAUUUAGAUGGUAAAUGUCACCCUGAGCUGAUCUGGCUGAUGAUAGAGUAAUAAUCUGGACAAAAAUCAGAAUGUUUUUUUUGUUUUGUUUUGGGUUUUUUUUUGGUGUGUUUGACAUGUAUUGAAACACUUUUCUUGGGAUGCAUCAUUCCAUAAGUUGGACAUCUCCAGACGGCAGACCACGGCUGAUUGUGAAUCGCUUUAAAUCUUUUCUUGUGUUUCUCUUCAACUUUUCUCGUGAACUAUAAACAUCAAAAAUUAAUGUUGGGAAAUCUCCAAUUGUCUUCAUUACACAUACUCAUAUCCUGGGCUUCCCAAAGGUGUGCAAAGAUGGUUUUAUAAUUGAAUGGAGAUCUAAUACCUUGGCGAACCAGGCUCUGUACCAAACCCUUGGCUUUCAGUGACUGUAGUUGGUACUGUGUGUGCAUUAUGUUGAUGUGAUGGUUAUCAGAGAAUAACUUUGUUUUUGACAUUGUGUAUGAUAUGAAAAAACCCUGAUCUUCAUUCUCACUUCAUAUGUAUGUCCUGAAGGAAAUAAAAUGCUCCAAUCAAGGUA